CUCAUCAAACAGGUCAGAGGAAUGGUUCAAGAAUCAGACAGAGAUAAAAUUCAGUUGUUUUUCUUUUAUUUUCAGAAAAACCUAAAGAUUCUAGGACACUCCCUUCUGGAGUUCAAUCAGCUAUGCAUCCUUCUACCUAUCUAUCACGCCAAUUCUCACAAGAUUCGGAGUCAGUGGCCUCCUCUCCUGAAUUACACUCAGUUCUUCGGUUUGAAGAGUCACGAGCUUGUAAGAAAAACCUUAUCGAAUUUCAGUCAAGUAAGUCGUCCUCAGCUGAGUCUGACAAAACGAAUGCAACUCUAUCGAGUGACUGCUUUCUUGAAAGGAGAAGGACAGACUCUGUUUCAACGAUUUACUCAAGUUCUGAUAACCAAGACCGCAAAUUAAG
Molecule: messenger RNA, 388 nt
Organism: Bemisia tabaci
Lineage: Eukaryota; Metazoa; Arthropoda; Insecta; Hemiptera; Aleyrodidae
Source: RefSeq, a predicted model, not a curated record